Molecule: messenger RNA, 1116 nt
Organism: Coccomyxa subellipsoidea C-169
Lineage: Eukaryota; Viridiplantae; Chlorophyta; Trebouxiophyceae; Coccomyxaceae
Exons: 8
Coding region: 1-1116 (371 amino acids)
Source: RefSeq, a predicted model, not a curated record
AUGAGUCCAGAAGAGAAGAAGAAGCUAACAGCUGUGCUCCUCUUGGAAAAACUGAAGAAGAAGCGUGUCAGGGUUGAUGGGAAACGAACAAAUCUUUACAAGCUGGGAAAGGACAUUGUGAGGGAGCAGCAGAUAGAGGAGGUAGGAGGGCGGGAGCCGCAGAUCCGCGACCGGCCAAGGGGAGAGGUGAAUGACAGCAUUCCUGGCGAGAAGCUGCGGCCGGGAGCCUACAAAAUGCAGCUGCGCCCUGAGGAACAAGCUGCGCUUCCCCUGGAUCUUUUAGCAAGGGGGAGCCACUUCAGCCCACACCCCAUCGUUGGCUACCUAUUCGGCGGCCGCCGUGACUUUGCCUUCGGGAUCUAUGCGCGGGCAGACGAGGCCUGCAAGCUGCUUAAGGGCAAGUGGGGCGGGCUGCCGAGGGAUGACGUCAUCUUCAGGCAGGACUUCUACGAGGACCUGCUGGACAAUGCGCACAAGCUGGAGCUGACAUUCAUGGCGCAGCCGGUGCGGCCGCUGCCGCUGCGAGCUCUGCGAGACGACUUCAUCAACCGCAUCUCCCUCGGCAUGCGGCAGGUGCCUGGAAAGCCGCUCCUCAUAACGCAGGAGCCGCCCCCAGAGGAGGACCUAGGGCAGCUACAGAGUCUCAGGAACUCCUUCACAGAGGAGGAGCUGAGUCACACUGGGUUGGUCGACAAAAAGGGCAACCUUGUGCCGGACUCCCACUUCAUCUUCACGGCGCUGCCAAAUGCAAACUUCAUGGCUGAGAUGAUAACGCCUGGGAGGCUGAAGGACCGGAAGUCCUUCAUGGCGGGCCCGUUCAAGAGCAGACGUCUGACGCGCGCCGCCUUCUCCACGCUGCUGGGCCCAUUCUCCUUUGACUCCCAGGCCAAGGCGCAGGCCGGCCAGGCCGCCGUAUAUGUCAUCAACGGCUUCAAGCUGGGCUGGGACCCUGAGAACCCAAACCAGGUGUUUGCUGACGAGGACAACAAGCCGGUGUUCCCCGAGCCUGAGGUGGAAGUCAUCGCCCCGGUCACGCAGAGCUUUGCGUGCGAGGGCGGCAGCCCUCUGCUGCUGCGCAAUAUUGAGCGCAGGCGGGAGAUCAGCUCGUCAACAUAG